AUCCGUUCCGGAUAAGAUUUACUUCCAAGCGAGGAAUGGCACCAAAAGCCACAUAAAGUGGCACCAAAAGCAAGAGCUUUUGGGCAAGCCAUGGAGACUCUGCUUCACCAAGUGGCACUGCCAUCGCCUCCCCACAUCACAAGAGCUUCUUCAUGGAUGAAUAGAAGCCCAGUUCCCAUCCGUCCCACAAGUCCUGUCCAUACGCUACUCUCAAAGAAAAGAGCUAAAGAGUCGCAAGCCCAAGGCAGAGGAUUCGGAAUAACAGUCUCAGAUAAGAACAGAAGGCUAGAAAAAGCUGAUAUCAACAACAACGCUCCGAAUGAUGGAGAUGACGAGAUACCCCCAGAUGUGUUCGAUAGAAUGAUACGUCGUAUGCUGUUCUCUGUCGGGACCCCAAUGGCAUUGGGCAUUGGCCUGUUGUACGUGCUAAGUUUGCUCAAGAAAGGCAACCUAUGGGAGGUGCCUGGAUGGCUGCCGUUCCUCACCAUCCUACUCUCUUUCGGGACGUCGGCGAUGGGCAUUGCUUAUGCUACUCUGACCACCAGCUGGGAUCACAACAAGGAGGGUUCCCUUCUAGGAUGGGAGGAAGCCAAGAAGAACUGGCCUGAGCUGUGGAAAGAAGAAGAUGACAAGAGAUAGAUUUUUGAUGUAAAAUAUUGUGAUUCCAAGUUUAUGCUUGUAGUGCUGAAGGUUCUCUUCUAUGCUUGCUCCUUUACAGAGCUUGUAGGCUCAACUGAAAUGGACUAGGAGUUAAAGAAGAAACCUAAAAUAUGAAUGCUACUACUCCCCGGAAGUUUUUAUGAUCCCA
Messenger RNA from Phoenix dactylifera (date palm), 808 nucleotides. RefSeq names its product transmembrane protein, putative (DUF3464). The record is from RefSeq and is a predicted model, not a curated record. NCBI's taxonomy places the organism in Eukaryota, Viridiplantae, Streptophyta, Magnoliopsida, Arecales, Arecaceae.